AUGAAGAAAAACCUUUUAAUCUUUAGUACAUUAAUAAAAAUACUUCUCUUUCCCGCAUAUCACUCAACAGACUUUGAAGUACACAGAAACUGGCUUGCCAUUACUCAUAGUUUGCCAGUUCAACAAUGGUAUCAUGAAAGUACUAGUGAAUGGACGCUCGAUUAUCCUCCAUUUUUUGCAUGGUUUGAGUGGGCUCUUUCUCAGUUUGCACCGAUAGCUGAUAAUGAGAUGCUCAAAGUGACAAAUCUGGACUAUGCAAGUAACGAAACGAUCUAUUACCAACGGGCAACAGUUAUUGCGAGCGAGUUGGUCUUAUUCUAUGCUCUCGUCAA
This is a messenger RNA of Paraglomus occultum, 332 nucleotides long. The record is from the annotation of a GenBank genome assembly. Lineage: Eukaryota; Fungi; Glomeromycota; Glomeromycetes; Paraglomerales; Paraglomeraceae.